AUGGCGUUACUUUUAUGUUAUCGUGCAUUAAAUUAUUCUUGUUCCGCGCAAACCAUUUGCGUAACGUUAUUGCUUUUUUUAUAUAAUAAGUAUAAAGCGUAUUUAAUAAGUUUAUUUAUUAUUAUUAAUAUGCUAUUAUACCAAAUGCUUAUUAGUAGCUUUUUUAAUUUGGAAAGCUUAACGAUAAAGUUUAUAAUAACUUUUUGCUAUAUUUUAUUAAGCGCUAGCAGCGGUUAA
Gaeumannomyces tritici R3-111a-1 is the source of this 237-nucleotide messenger RNA. RefSeq lists its product as hypothetical. Lineage: Eukaryota; Fungi; Ascomycota; Sordariomycetes; Magnaporthales; Magnaporthaceae. The coding region runs from base 1 to 237 and encodes 78 amino acids. The record is from RefSeq and is a predicted model, not a curated record. The transcript is spliced from 3 exons.